Xylaria bambusicola is the source of this 2189-nucleotide messenger RNA. RefSeq names its product cytochrome P450. The coding region runs from base 1 to 1491 and encodes 496 amino acids. The transcript is spliced from 9 exons. Gene Ontology annotation, molecular function: oxidoreductase activity, acting on paired donors, with incorporation or reduction of molecular oxygen; heme binding; monooxygenase activity. NCBI's taxonomy places the organism in Eukaryota, Fungi, Ascomycota, Sordariomycetes, Xylariales, Xylariaceae. The record is from RefSeq and is a predicted model, not a curated record.
AUGGCUUUACUCGAUUCUAACACGUCGUACGUGGCGCUAGGUCUGCUGGUCUUCGCGGCCGCGGGAUAUGUUGUGUAUCAAACCGCGUUCUCGCCGCUCGCACGUGUACCCGGCCCAUUUUUGGCAAAAUUUAGUCAGAUGUACCUCGUGUAUUUCCAUCUUUCGGGACAGUCUCACCGUAUUUUGAUGGAGCUGCACAAAAAACACGGCAAUGUUGUGCGUACUGGACCGAGCACGUUGAGUAUUGCCGACCCAACCGCGUUUUACGAGAUGUACCGCGCGGGUAAUAAGUUUGUCAAAACGGAUGCUAGGGGCAGCACGCGCGAUGAAGGGGUUACGUGGGAUAUGGUUAACGAAACAGAUGAGAGAAUUCAUGGAGAAAAUAGACGUCUUGUUGCGCGCGCAUACGCCAUGGACUCAAUGGUCAAUCUUGAACCCAUGAUAGAUGAAUUGAUUGCCGACCUUCUUCGCAAGUUACGCGAGUUACAAGGCCAACGAAUCGAUCUAGGCCAUUGGGUACAGCUAUAUGCUUUCGAUAUCGUAGGCUCUAUAACAUUCUCACGCCCGUUCGGAUUCGUCGAGGAGGGCGAUGAUAACGGUUUAUUCGAGCGCUUGCAACGGAUCUUCCAUUCCAUAGUGUGGGUGGCCUACGCCCCAUGGGUCUAUCACAUCAAUCGCCUAAUCCUAAUGCCUCUGAUCGGCUCUUGCUUGGCACUUACGGAUCAGGAUUUUUACUUUAUCGACGUAGCCUCGAAGCGGAUCCGCGAGCGCGAGGCGCAGGGCGGUAAUCCGAAGGACUUGCUCGGGCAGAUGCUAGCGACGCAGCAAGUCAAGCCACAGUUUCUCGACUCCCAUAUCCUCCAUAUGAUCUCUACCAACGUACUCGCAGGAAGCGACACAACUAGCACCGCUUUGCGGGCCACCCUUUGGCUUCUCUGUACCCAUCCUGAGGUUCUUGAGCGCCUCCGCGCUGAGCUGACCGAGAAGAUGACGCAAGACGGCGACAUGAAUCGGACGGGGGUGUGGAAAUUUGCCAAGUCGGAACAGUGCCCUUAUCUGCAAGCUGUGCUCUACGAAAGUCUCCGACUAUUCCCUCCUGCAGCUGUUACGCUCGACAGGGUGGUUCCUGAAGGCGGACUCAAGGCUGGACCACACCAUGUGCCGGCUGGGACCGUGGUCGGCACAAGUCCUUGGGUCAUUCAAAGGAUGCCCGAACUCUGGGGUUCCGAUGCCGAUGAGUUCCGGCCAGAACGCUGGUUAGAUAAAGAGACAGAGUCACAGCGCCAGCGCUACUUUUUCGCAUUUGGCCGCGGGUCACGGUUCUGUCUUGGACGCAAUGUCAGCUGGAUUGAGAUGGAAAAGCUUAUUCCUACUCUAAUCAUGAACUUUGACGUCAAAAUUGAGAUGGAUGGAGAUAUAGUCGAGAAUAACGCGGGACUCCUCUACCUCGACGGGCCAUUUGCUCGACUUUCCGCGCGCGAAAGCGUGUAGAGCGUGCAGACAAGUUUUAAGGUUAUGGAGAGCAGGAUGGGCAUCUUUUUAAGUCUGUGGCUAGAAACACAUUGCAAAGGAUGUUCUCACGUGACCUUCGUACGAGGACAAUCGGAAUAGAUAGAUUAUUGAAUUUCAUCGCUCAUACAGAAGGUUAUCGCGUGCCUAAUGAUCCGACAAAAAAUACCUAGUGUGGAUAGAAUGAAAAAAUGGGAGGGAAAAAAUUGGUAGUUAGUGGCAACUGCUGGAAUCGAACCAACUCUUCUUGGCUUCUCGGAUGGCGGCCAAUACUACCAAGCGUGCGCCAUUACACCACGCUGUCUGUGUUUCACUACCAAGCAUGCACCAGUACACCAUGCUGCCUAUAGUUUUAUUUAACAUCCUCUGCCCUUUAAUAGUAUUCAAGUGUUGUUGAAAGCGUUCUACAUGUACGUAGUACUAUGUAUGCAAAAGAAAGAAGAGAUGGGUGGUGGGUGUGGGAAAUUUCUUUACUCAAGUAGGGCGCCACCCGGGUAAUCUCCGGAUCAUACAUCUACCUGCCUAAGGUUAGGUACUUAAGUACCUAGGUACCUAGGUAGGCUGCGGGAUCACUCUUGGUACAACCCACGAUACCUUCACUAGUGGUAGUGGCGGGUGGAUUGAAAGGGCUGUAUUGGAUUGGAUUGGAUUAAUCCUUAAAUGGUGCCAUAGUGUGUGUG